AUUGUUUUUAAAUUAUUAUUACUAUAUUAUCUGUAUAUACUUUUUUCUGUUUAUGUUUUUAUUUCAUACAUGCUUUGCCAAUGUUAACGUCUGUUUCCCCAUGAUGCGGAUAAAGCCCCACUGAACUGAGAUGAAUUGAAAGAGAGCGGAGAGAGAAGUUGUAUUGCUAAAAGUAGUAAUACCACAUACUUAGGUGAAAGUACAGAAGUAUUGUUAGCAAAUGUAGCCUACUUAAAAUAUCAAAACAUACACAUAUUACUAUUUUUACUUAAGUACAAGAUCUGAGUACACUGAGUAAAUGUACUUGGUUACAAAAGCUAUGCUCUUGUAAAACAAAUCAGUUUUAUUUAUGUGAAUAAAACAAUGUUUUAAUUGAUAUUUCUGAAUAAUGAAUUCAUAAUUAUUCUAAGUUUGCCCAGAUGAAGUUACUUAUUCUUAUUUUGAACCCUCCUCGUGCCUGUGACUCAGCUGCCUUGAACUCGGUUCCAUUUUUCCGUCUUUUAGUGGAGAAACGAAAGUGAAAGCAGGCUGAAGUCUGAGGAGCUCCGCCGCUUGUUUGAGUCAGUCUAUCGGUGAGUUUGUACCGGACGACAGGAUGGAUCAGUGUCCGCCGGUGACCGUGGAGGGGGACUGGAGUCCGGCUCAGACCAAAACCAUGAAGAACAAACUGCAGCUCUACUUCCAGAGCAAGAAGAAAUCCAGCGGAGGAGACUGCCGUGUGGAGGCGGAGGACGGAGCACCGAGAGCCGCCAUUUACUUCAAAUCAGAGGAGGUGAGAGAGAGAGUCCUCGCCAGGAAAAACCAUGAAAUCAUCCUGGAGAAUCAAACUGUCAACUUACGUCUGAUUUCUGCAUCGAGCCCAACGAAGAGUGACGACGUCUCAGAUAAAAAGACUCCAAAGUCAGAAGCUGAAACUGGAGAUGGAGCUUCUGCGGAGAACAAAGAGGAGUCAGAGUCCGCUCAGAGCGUCGCUGUGGUGUUGGACAACGUUGUGGACAGCAUGUCCAGAGAUCUGCUGUCCUUGAUGGUGGAGAACAUCUCAGGUUUGGUCGAGAGCGGCUACAGUCUGGAGAUCAUCUGGGAGACCAACAGAGCCGUGGUCACCUUUAACAGCCCUGCAGAUGUGGAGAAGUUCCUCACUGUGAGUCAGUCCAGGAAGACGCUGCGGAGACACGGACUGACCGCUCGGCCACUGGAGGCAGCAAAGAGCGUCCGAGUGGAGAGUCUUCCUCCGACUGUGGUUAAAGAAAUGUUGGACUUGUAUUUCGAGAAGAGCUGGGUUCUGCCGGACAAUAUCGUCAUGAUCCCAGAUGAAGAGGCUGCUAUUGUCACUUUCAAUGACCCUAAAGUUGUGGAAAGCAUUUGCACAAAAGAAUACUAUGUGAUGCGCUCCAUUACUAUCAAGGUGUAUCCGUACUACGAGUCCCUGGGCACCUCCUUGUACGGCAAAGAACGACCAACAUGGAAGAUGCCCGAGCCCUUCACAGAGAGGGUUCACCACGUUGUCUGGAAAUUCCUCCUGAUGAAGAAACAGAUAAAAAGAAUCAACGACCAGAUGCGUCCGUACUUCUGCAGUGUGGACUUGAAUGACCCUGAUGUGAAACUCAGCCCUCUCCCAAGCUUUUUGAGUCAGAAAGGUCUCACUGCAAAACAAGUAGAUAAUUGGAUGAGUACCGCCCUAGAGGCCUUCCGUCAGCAAAUGUCUCAGUACACGGCCUUUGAAUGUGCAGCGAACGUACCUGCAUGGAAAGCUGCAGAGAAAGACGUCCGUUCGGUUGUCAGGGAAGACGCCAUCCUGCAGAUGGAUACAUCCAGGGGGAUUUUGACAGUGGCUGGCCGAGCUGACAAUAUAAAACAAAUCAGGGCUCCUGUGGAGAAUAUCGUUCUUAAAGCCAUGAGUCAGAUUAAACGGCAGACAGAUGGUGUCUCUGAGGGAAUGACUUUGUCCCCUGCAAUGUUCUACAUCCUAAAGCAGGAAGGGUUGCAGAAAGCUGCAAUGAACAUAUCCCCUGAUAUGAACCUCUCCUACGAUGAAGGCACCCAGAAGUUAACCAUUACAGGACUUCCUGCAGAGGUUUACCAGACUAAGGCGUGGAUCUUGGAGAGGAAUGUGGGUAUGAGUAAAAAACAAAUGAAUGUCCCUCCAGGUCUUUUCGACUUUCUCAAGACAGUGGAUCCCAUGGAGAUGUCACAGCACUUGUUCACAUCCCAAGGCAUCAGUGCCAUCUACAGCAUUGAGAGCAAAGGGCUUUUCCUGUUGGGGAGUUCUGGCAGUGCCCUUGCUGACGCAGAGAGUAAGAUGAAGACGGUUUUGGCCCUGCAUACUGUGGAUGUGGAAGACCAGGAAGUUCUGAAACUUCACAAGUGGGUGGGCCUGACCCAACAGCUUUUGGACACCUACAACUCCUUUAAGAAGAAAACAGUGGCCAUUCAGAUCCACCCAGAGAGAAGAGACAAAAUAACGGUGGCCGGCUUCCAGAAUCCAGUGAAAGAGGUCAGCCGCAGUCUGAAGGAAUUCAUUGAGAACUACUCACGAGUUCAAGAAACGAUUCGGGUAGAAUCCUGCGCUGUUGUUCAGUUCAUUGACAAGAAAAAAUCACAAGCAUGGUCCAGUAUUGCCAAAGCUAAUGAUGUGACAGUCCAUUUUGAUGAAGAGAGGCCAAAAAUCAUCAUCGCUGGGGCUCGUCUUCAUGUUCAAAAAGCCAAAUCCUGCUUUAAGGAACUGACCAGUGCUCUCUUCACUGACAACUUCAUCGUGGACAAGCCUGGAGCUAAGAAGUAUUUCCAGUCUCAAGGAAGCCUGUUUCUGUCUACAAUAUUGACAGACUUCAACUGUGUGGUGGUGCUUCGUCCAGAAAAUCAAGAGGAAGAGGAGGAAGAGAACUAUGAGGAAGAAAAUGGCAUUUGUUAUUGCAAAGUGCAGACUGCGAGUGGAGUUCUGGUUUCGGUAAGCAAGGCAGACAUCUGUAGCUUUAGCGUUGACGCGGUGGUCAAUGCAGCUAAUGAGGAAUUACAGCACAUUGGCGGCCUGGCUUUGGCACUGCUCAAAGCUGCAGGACCAGAGCUGCAGAAAAUCAGCAACGACUACGUUUCCACAAAUGGAAAACUACGCCCAGGUGACGCCAUCGUAACAAGUGCGUGUAACCUGCCUUGCAAGCACGUCGUACAUGCAGUCGGUCCGCGGUUCUUUGACUAUGAUAAGAAAACGUCAGUGUCGCGUCUGAAGCUGGCAGUUAAAGAAAGUCUGACACAAGCAGAGAAGGUCAACUGCUCCAACAUUGCGCUGCCAGCGAUCAGCUCAGGUGUGUUUGGUUUUCCUGUUGACCUCUGUGCUGACACCAUAGCUCAGGCAGUGCGAGAGUACUGCGACAGUCCAGGAAGUCCGAGAUCGUUGACUGAGAUUCACCUGGUGGACAAUAAUGAUAACACAGUCAGAGUCCUGGCUACAGCAGUCAACAGAGAGUUCAUUGACCUUGGACCUACUAUGACAGUACCACAGCAGGCAGAAGGAAAAGGCACUUCAGGCAGAUAUCAGCAGGGUCGAGGUAGAGGUCCGAGCCAGUCGCCCAGGGGCCGUUGGUUUGGUGAACGAGGCGGAGGUGGAGGAGGACGAGGACGAAGAGGACGAGGAGGAGGACAAGAAGGAGGAGGAGGACAAGAAGGAGGGGCUAGGGGGACAGGACCGGGAUCUCGGGGAGGUUGGCAAAGCAACAAGGGAGAUCAGAGCCCCAGGGGACACACCAAGCCUGGAGGGCAUGGAGGGCCCGGGAGGAUGGAGCAGACCACAGCUGAGGGGCUGAAGAUUGUUCUCUGGAAGGGAAACAUUCAGGACCAGACUACUGCCGUCAUCGUCAACACCAUCUCAGAGGACAUGAACCUGAACCAGGGAGCUGUUUCCAAAGCGAUCCUGGAGGCGGCCGGGCCCGGCCUGCAGGCAGCUGUGAGGUCUGAAGCCGGGGUGGCAACGCUGCAGCACACGGACGUCGUCAUCACCGACGGCUUCAACCUCAUGUGUCAGAAGGUCUUUCAUGCCGUUUGUCCUUUUUGGGACAAUAGAUCCGGCCAGGCAGAGGAGGAGUUGAUAAGCAUCAUCAGAUACUGUCUGGAUGAGGCUGAGAAGCGUCAGAUGACGUCGCUGUCCUUCCCGGCCAUCGGUACGGGAAACCUGGGCUUCCCCAAAAACGUGGUGUCCAGAGUCCUGCUGAAGGAGAUCCACUCAUACAGCCGCAGGGCCUGUCCUCGCCAUCUGAGAGAGGUGGUCAUCGUCGUUCACCCGAGCGACAGCCAAACUGUGGAUUGUUUCACCAGGGAGUUCAAAGGUCAGACUGGUCAGAGGAACAUCCAACAUGAAGCACAGGAAUUUAACGAGCCACCAGUUGGGCAAUCAGUCAGCCAAUCGCAACAGCCCUCGGCCUCCUUCGGUCAGGUAUCGUCCCCCUCCCUCGGUGUGUAUCGGAUGCAGAUGGGUCAGCUCACCCUUGAGGUGUCGUCUGGAGACAUCACCAAGGAGGCCAGUGAUGUCAUCAUCAACUCCUCCAAUUCGAACUUCACCCUUAAAUCAGGAGUGUCCAAGGCGAUCUUAGACAGCGCUGGAUUAACAGUUGAGCGGGAGUGCUCACGGAUCGUGAGUUCUCCGGGUUACCAACCUCGUCCGAUGAUCAUGACGUCGGCCGGACAGCUGCCCAGCAGCAACAUCAUCCACAUCGUCGGCCAGAACAAUCCUGCAAACAUCAAGGACCUGGUUUACUCAGUGCUGAAGGUCUGCGAGGAGAACAAGUUCAGCUCCGUCUCCUUCCCAGCCCUGGGAACAGGUCAGGGGGGGGUCAACCCGUCAGCGGUGGCGGACGCCAUGGUUGAAGCGGUGGUGGAGUUUGUGAGGAAGAAGCACCCGAAGUCUGUUCGCAGUGUGAAGAUCCUGAUCUUCCAGACAUUCAUGGCGAAAGAGUUCCACAAGAGCAUGAAGAGGAGAGAGGGAGAGGAGGUGGAGGAGAAGACCAUCUUCGCCAAGCUCAAAGUUUCUGGACAACAACGGCGCUCUAUGGCUCAGAGGAAGAAGACACAUCAGGCGUUGACCCUAGAAACAAGAACAAACACUGUCACUUCGUUUUUUACGGGUCUUGGGGAGGAGCGGCCCAGCACUGAUGACUUGGUUCUGGAGAGGGAGGAGUUUGAGCCCACAGUGUUUCAGCUGUGUGCUAACAACGAAAAGGCAGUGAGUCAGGCUAAGAAAAGGAUUAAGGACGUGAUUGUGGCCGAGCAGGCGGAGAGCACCAUCACAGACCGGUACAUCAGUCAGCUGUCGCAGGCUGACAUGGACCAGCUGAAGGCCCUGCAGAGGAAACUCACGGUUAGCAUCCGUCUGGACCGAGGGCAGGAGGAUCAGGAGCCCAACAUCCACCUGGAGGGUCUGACCAGAGACGUCUUCACCGCUGAGUCUGCGGUCAGGGAAAUCAUCCGGAAGGUGGAGAGGACGGAGAACUUGAGGAGCAAGGCCUUGCUGGUUAGUGGUCUUGUAGAGUGGCAGUUUCAGCACCGCAACGGGACGAUGGUGCCCUUUGACAUUUACACCAACCUCAACCUGGAGGAGGCUCUGGAGAAAAAACAAAGUGUGAAUAUCAAGAUCCACAACGAAACGUACAAUGCUGAUGUAAUGCGUAGAAAAGCACAUUCAGCAAAUGGGCCUAAAAUGUUGGAGCUACUUAGAAAAGACUUGAAAGAGGACGCUGCUCUGCCGUCACAUUGGGAUGACAUGCAAGGCGACCUCCUCAAGCUGUUUCCUCUGGCUGCAGGAUCCAAGGAAUACAACAGUGUGGAGACAGAACUUACAAAGACCAGUCUCAAUGCAAACAUCAUCAGUAUUGAGCGGGUCCAAAAUACAACACUUUGGCAGAGCUACCAGCUCAAGAAGAAACAACUGGAGGUGAAGAACAAACACACAAACAACGAGAGGCAACUCUUCCACGGCACCGGAGCCAACUCCAUCGAUCUCAUCAACAAACAAGGCUUCAACCGCAGCUAUGCAGGAGCACAUGCUGCGAUGUACGGCAAUGGCUCUUACUUUGCUGUGGACCCGGUCUAUUCGGCACAAGGCUACGCCACGCCCGACACCAGCGGGCACAGGCGCAUGUACCUGGCCAGGGUCCUGGUUGGAGACUUCACCCAGGGAAGACAAGGCAUGAUCACCCCGCCCUCCAAGAGCUCUGGGAAGGCUUCCGAUCUGUAUGACAGUGUUACUGAUCAAACUGCCACUCCAACCAUGUUUAUUGUCUUCAAUGACAUCCAGGCAUACCCAGAAUACCUGAUCACGUUUACAUGAACUGUGAUCUCCUUGUGCAACAGCUCUGAAAAAAAAUGUACCUCUGUCAUGUGUGUCCUAGUUUAAACUCAGCUUACAAAAACAAUUUAAAAUAAUUCUAUAUCAUAUUGUAUAAUAUAUAUAUAUAUUGCCUAAUAUUUCUUAAAGGGGCAGUUGCCAUUUUCUUGAUUUGGUUUCCAAUCGAUAAAUGUAGAAGAAACCGUCACACUGUUUCUGAGUUAAUUUAAAUCAGCUAGAAAAUGUUCCAGUGAAAAAACAAAAACAGGAAAACUCUGAAUAUUAUAAAACCUUCAUCUGGCAUUUGUCACAUUGUAUUCUUUGUUUUGUUUUGUAAUAUAAUUUUAAAUACUGUUUAUUAAAGGCACACUGCAACAA
This is a messenger RNA of Siniperca chuatsi (mandarin fish), 6691 nucleotides long. Its product is annotated as protein mono-ADP-ribosyltransferase PARP14-like. Gene Ontology annotation, biological process: negative regulation of gene expression. The transcript has 24 exons. The coding region runs from base 596 to 6316 and encodes 1906 amino acids. NCBI's taxonomy places the organism in Eukaryota, Metazoa, Chordata, Actinopteri, Centrarchiformes, Sinipercidae. Gene Ontology annotation, cellular component: cytoplasm; nucleus. Gene Ontology annotation, molecular function: NAD+ poly-ADP-ribosyltransferase activity; transcription corepressor activity. The record is from RefSeq and is a predicted model, not a curated record.